Dioszegia hungarica is the source of this 1842-nucleotide messenger RNA. RefSeq lists its product as uncharacterized. The transcript is spliced from 3 exons. Lineage: Eukaryota; Fungi; Basidiomycota; Tremellomycetes; Tremellales; Bulleribasidiaceae. The coding region runs from base 1 to 1842 and encodes 613 amino acids. The record is from RefSeq and is a predicted model, not a curated record.
AUGGCGCCCAAAAGUCGAGGCGGUCGCAAAACCGGGUCCCAGGCCUCACAACAAUCCCUAGGGCCGGCAUACCCACCUUCAUCUCCCGGUGCAGGCACUCAAUCGCUGUCACAGUCGCAGGGAUACGAAGCCGCCUCUCUUCCCGCCGAGUACACCAUCACUGUUGCGCUCCAGCCGAAAGAUAUACCUCUUUCUGAGGAAAGGGAGCGCCAGGAGCAGAUCAAUGGGGAGGAGGCGCUCAGCGAUGCCUGGCGGAGGGAUGGCGAUGUGGAGGGACAGCUGCAGGUCGCCUGGGCAUCUUCGGGUGUGAAGCGACGGAGAUUGGGUGCAGGUGGAUCAGACGACGGGAAGGGAGAGCAACUGUCUGGGGAGGAUAUGCCGCUAUGGUAUACGGCUGGACUAUCCUUUCCUUGCUCUUGUCAGCUCGCCGCAUGGCAUCACGCCUACCAGCCCCGCUACCCCGCCCCGAGAUCCGGAUCCCUACUUGCUCUUCCACCUCACGAUACUGUUCCGGAGCGGCCUAUUCCUACCAAUCUCCUGCCCGAGUGGGAGCCCUUCGUAUCUGGCGCGGAAGAGUCUACGACAGACCUCGAGCCGUCACUUGACGAGCUCAAAGACUUUGAGCCGGCGUGGAAGACGGCAGACGGUGGCUGGGGACGAGUCUGGGUGUGUGAGGAGUUGGACGACGUAGAGGAGGGUGCGCAGGCGGGCCCGAGCGGAGUCAGGCGGGAUAGCGCCGGCGACAUCAUCGAAGACCCCCUUCGCGGACCCGCUGCCAUAGCGCUACCGUCUCCUCAGACAAACCGCGGGAGGGGGAAGGAGAGGGAGAAGGCGGAGUCGGGCGUCUUUCGGAUACCGUCACUACUCUCUCGACGGGAGCGCGGGGGACAAGCCAGUCGGACUCCAUCGUUCGAUAUACGUCGACCUAUCUUGGCAGACGGGUCGAACAUAGAAUUGGCUGGCGAACAGGGAGACUGGCAGGCGGAGAGCAAGCGGAGAAAGCAAGUUUGGCGGGAGAUGAUCCGGUCUGAUUCGGGAUAUGAGAAAAUGUGGACUGUUAUCAAGCGGCAUCAUCCCUAUCCUGCGGUAUCCGCCCCAGCUAAGCGAGUCAAGAGAGGCGUUGCGGCGGCAGACUACAUCCUACCCACCAAACUAUCCUCCAUUCCGCACCCAUACCACCCUUCCUUGCCCCACCACCUCUCGAGUCAUCCGAAUGCCCGCCUGCAUUGGAUAAUCCCCAUCAAUGGACCCGUCUGUGUCCCGGGCAUCAACAUCCCCACACCAUCAGCUCCACACGCUCUAUCACCAUCAAUCGCCUCGCUAUCGGAAUAUCAGCCCUUGGUGGAUCCCACAACACGCCCAUUCCCCCUCGCUUGGACCCCGCCCCUACUACUUCAGUUCAUGGAAAAGCUCGUGGGGAUCUACCAAGAUUCCAGCCGACCAUAUGGCUCGCUCAGCAUAUCGCUCAGCGGACCCAAGCCCGACCCGUUCCUCGACCUCCCUAUUCCGGCUCCGCUCGCCACUCACGCUCACCUACCAUCAGCAAUCGGUACCUCGCCUAGCGCUCCAGUCAGGCCAGAGUGUGGUGACCACAUACGGGUGUACGUCGAUGCCAAGUAUGCGCUGGGUUUCCGGACCUGGCUGCAUAACGUGGAAAUCCCGCUCUCGGACCUAGGCGAUCAUUGGAUGAACCCAACGGCUAGCGGUGACAGGCCUGUAGAGUCAAGUAUGGUGGUGGACACGCAAGCGCCGAGGGGGAGGAAGCGGAAGGGAUUGGCUCUUUUCAACAAGGUCAGGUUGAUUCUGGUCGGGGAAAGGGGCGAAGCGCUAGUUGUAGCUUGA